AUGUCGCUCAACGGGCUCGACGACCUGGCCGUCACACAGGCCUACCAGAGCGCACUGGCCGAGGCUGGUGGAUGGUUCCUGCUCAAGUACACGGCAAGGGAUGCUGUCGCCAUCCUCACCGCGGGAACUGGCGGCGCCCAAGACGCCCGCGCUGCCGUCGCACAGUAUCCAGACAAGUCGCCGCUGUACGGCCUGCUGCUGUACCGCCGCCGCAAGGUCCUGGUCAAGUACAUACCCGAGGGCACCUCGCGCCUGCUCCAAGCCCGCGUAGCCGUCCACUUCAUCACCGUGGCCGACAGGUUCACGCCCCACGACCUGGUCCUCUCCAUCAGCUCGCCCGAGGAGCUUAGCGAUGCCGCCCUUACCUCGGCCUGCUCCCUGCACACCGCCGCCCCCUCGACCUCCUCGUCCAGUGGCUCGUCUGCCCGCCACCAGAAGCUGAGCUGGAUCAGGGAAGAGUCUGAGGCGCCUGGCCAGCCCAGCGCCCACCACAGCACCCACGACAGCGCCCACCACAGCACCCACGACAGCGCCCACCACAGCGCCCACGACAGCAUCCACGACAGCACCCACGAUAGCACCCACGAUAGCCCCCACGCCAGCACCCACGCCAGCACCCAACCACGACCGCCUACCGCCUCGUCCACCGCGCCGCCUCUCCUUGCGCCCACAGUGAGCAACGACGAAGCCUCCCUACGGAGCGCCUCCGUGGCCUCGCAGAACACAGAGCAGGUCGCCGUACUCCUCGACGAUAGGCCACUGGAGGCCAAGCCAGCGCCUGACAUCUCCCACGUCACCAUCGAGAAGCUCACGCAGGGCCCGCACACGCCCGAGGCCGACGACCUGAGCGACUUCAGAGACACGCUCACGAGCUACGACAAGAUCUUCCAAGGAGGUCCGGAGCCAAGAGCCUCGUCGCACACAGCUCGCCCAGACUACAACGAGCUGUACGAGCACUACUACGCCCAGUACACAAAGCCAAAGGAGGCCCUGGGCCCACGACCCCGACCAUCACACGAAGGCAGGCGGCCGUCCACCUCAGGCAGUGGCUCUCGACUCAUCCCGAAACAGAAAUCCUCCCUGCCCUCCGGCCUUCGCUCAGCCAAUCGAAAGACAACCGAGGCGAAGAAGCACAAAUCCAAGGAUUCAGCCUCGGAGCCGAGCCUGACGAACCCCAAGUCUCUACCUACGCCCGUCUCCACGAUACCAGAAGCCCCUGUUUCUCCCAUCUCCCUCACCUUCUCGCUGAAGAGCCCAGCCAGUGUACGGUCCAUGCCCGUGAGCUACAGCAGCGGGCACAGGUCCAGCGGCAACACACAAGAGAGGACCCGGUUGAUGAAAGCCUUGGAAUUGCGUAAGAAGCAGAUAAAGGCCCACCAAGACCAGCAGAGCAAGAUGGCGGAACAAGUCACAGCGAGCCGUGAAGCACAGGGCCAGAUCGCUGAAUCCAAUCCCUUUCUCGAUGAUCGCAGCGCAGCGACAGAGACACCACACCUCGACGGCAACUCGAAUCACCUCUCGGCAGAGACCCAGAACCCCACGCCCGGCACGGAAGCAGUCAACGGAGAAGACAUUCUCACGCCGCAGAACAGGGAGUCUGAGGACAGGAAGAUAUCACUAGACGAGCACACAACUUCAUCUCUGGCAGUGGACAGCUCAGGCAUGGUUCACACCAGCAACCAACCCGAAAACGACCAUCUCAACUUUGCUGUAUCCGUGUCCUCGCCGGUAUCUGCGCAAACGCAAGGUUCAUCUGUCGCACCAUCCACCCGGCCCUCAUCCCUGUCCGAUGACGAUCACAAUAACAUGGACGAUGCACAGAAGACGGGUCCUAUUCCAGAACACACAACCUGGGAUGCACUAGACGAGCAGCAGUCUACAGACGCUUCGCCGACAGUGGUCCCGGAGAGCAGAACACCAGUUCCGUCUUUGAAUUUGCACGUUCCUAGUCAGUUGCCGACCCCGCCAGAGGACGCCCCACUUGAGUCAGACGAGACCACCCAGACGUCAAAGCGGGAAUCCACAACAACCCUUAUGCCUUCCUACCCCCAAGACCAAUCACGCCGCGCCAACCGCGAGUCAACCAUCUACAUGCCCCCUGAAGACGACACGCAGCAGAACGAAAAGCAGUCCAAGAGGCGCAACAGGGAGUCGAUGCUCCUGCCAACCUCCAAAGGAGAGAGCUGGUAUCAGUCCAAAGAGAAGCGCAGGCCACUGCUUGACCCGAUUCAGGUGAGCGCGGAAAAUUCCGAGGCCGAGUACCUGUCCGACGACUCUUUCAUGGAGGAACUCCGCAGCGCAGAGGUUCAACAGGCCAAGCCAAUGUCGGUGUCCAAAUCGCCAAUCAUGCCCUUCUUUCCUCGCCAGCCGUCUGAGCCCAAGAUCUCCUCUCCUCCUAAAAGGGCCGUAUCGACGUCGUUCAACAACAUCGGCCGAACCGCGCCAGAACAGCUUGCAAGGAAGUCGUCAGGCCCAUGGAUCACAUCCACAAAGAGCGAGGAAAUAGCCCCACCGGCCAAGAUGAAUUCCGUAAAGGUCUCCGGUGGCAUCGCGCAAAGAAUAAAGGCCCUUGCAGAGAAGUCCAAGCGUGAUUCGCAGGCAUCAUUGAGUCCAAGCAUUGGUCUCGAUACGCCUCGAUCGAGACCUGGCUCCAGCCUGGCGCAACGAAAGUCAAACUUCUUCGCAGCGACGCCAAUCGAGAGGUCUCCCGACGAUCGGCCUGUCCAGCGGCUGGGCAGCCCGUCAUUCCUGAGCUUGUCUAAUCAGACAACGCCCGACAAGAAGCCUGCGCUGCAACCCUCGCCCGUGACAUCGGACAGCACGGUGUACAAUGUACAGCAGGUGGAGCAGCCCGAGACCGUCCAGGUCACUGCUCGUAUCAUCCAAGACGAUCGCACAAAGCAACCCACAUUAGCUAUGCCCACCGAGACGACACCGCUAGACCUCCACCAGAGUCCACUGAUCAUCGACGAUCAAAAGCCCGCAUUUGUUCCCAAGAGCCCGACCCGCGUGAAGACGGCGCCGCCUGCAACCAUGGAGCCAGCUUCGCCUAGAGCGCCCGCCUCGUCGCACUCGCGCGAUCAAGGCCCUGCGCUUCCUCGGUCUUCGUCUGAAAGCAGCUGGAGGUCCUUUGGUCGCCGGAUGAGUGAGACAAAGUCGAUUCACAGCCACGACGGGGAUGACGAGAAGCGUGAGGACAAGAAAGGAGGGAAGAAGGACUCGCGUACAAGCAAGCUGUUCAAGCGCAUGUCUUCGUCCAUGUCGGCGAUGCCAUGGAAGAAUUCAGCCUCGAGCCUAGCUCUUCCUGAGCAAGACCUUCGUCCUACAUCCUUGUUGUCUGUGCGGGAACCGCCGCCGUCCGUUCAGGUUGGCGACCUCAACGUCCAGUUCCCUGACACACUGCUAUGGAAACGCCGGUUCGUCGAGAUCGACGCUUUGGGCAACCUGGUCCUGAGCCCCUCGAUCUCGAACCCGAAGGGAAUCACCAAGCGCUUCCACCUCACUGAGUUCGAAACACCCUACCCUCCUGAUCAGGAUCGACAAGAGCUUCCCAACAGCGUCGUACUAGACUUCAUUGACGGCAGGACGCUGCAGUGUGCAUGCGAGUCCUCUACCUCGCAGGCUCAUGUUCUGCAGAUUCUUCGAGAGGCUCAUGAUGCGUGGAUUGCGCACAGCCAGACAGCAUAA
Molecule: messenger RNA, 3687 nt
Organism: Ascochyta rabiei
Lineage: Eukaryota; Fungi; Ascomycota; Dothideomycetes; Pleosporales; Didymellaceae
Exons: 5
Coding region: 1-3687 (1228 amino acids)
Source: RefSeq, a predicted model, not a curated record